UUGCGCAUGUGCAAACUGAGAAACUUGUAAACAAAAAGACCCCUUCCAGAUCAAGGAUUUGGGAAGAUUUGUGUAAGGUUAUUCACAUAGAAUGGCAACAUGUCGGAGUAAAUUAAUUUGUAGUUUGAACGUUCGUGGACUAUAUUGUUCCGUCGACAAAUGUUUGGCGUUGUCAGCGGCAAGGAAGCUGCAUACAAGUUGCAAAAAUUCGCGUGCCGAACUGCCUUUCCUUUCAAAUAAUUACGUCUUUAGUAAAGUCUUGCAUCGUCAGUUUCCAAGGAAAAUGUCGGGAUUUUCUGGAAAAGACAAAGACUAUGUCUUCAGACAAUUACUGGAGUAUAAAUCCUUCACGUACACCUACCUCCUUGCUGACCCUGACACAAAGGAAGCAAUUCUGAUUGAUCCUGUCAUUGAUACUGUAGCCAGAGAUACCAAGUUAGUCAAGGAUCUUGGACUUAAUCUCAAAUAUGCAGUCAACACCCAUGUGCAUGCUGAUCACAUCACUGGUACUGGACUCAUUAAGAAACAGAUCCCCACAUGUAAGAGUGUCAUCUCAGCAGCCAGUAAGGCAGAAGCAGAUGUCAAGGUUAAAGAAGGGGAUAAGUUGACCUUCGGUAAAUACGAGAUAGAGGUGAAAAGUACACCAGGUCAUACAAAUGGGUGUGUCACCUAUGUAUGGCAUGAGAAAGCAAUGGCUUUUACUGGAGAUGCUGUACUGGUCAGAGGUUGUGGCAGAACAGAUUUCCAGGAAGGAAGCUCGGAGACUUUGUACAACUCUGUUCAUGAGAAGAUUUUCUCCCUUCCUCCAAACUAUACUCUGUUUCCUGCCCAUGACUACACAGGUCAAACUAGCACAACAGUGGCUGAGGAAAAAACCAUGAAUCCUCGUUUGACCAAGUCUAAAGAAGAGUUUGUGAGGAUAAUGAAGGAAUUGAACCUUCCAUACCCCAAACAAAUAGACAAAGCUUUACCUGCAAAUCUUGUCUGUGGUCUGUAUAAUCUUCCUGAGGAGUUUUCUAAGGUUUAGAUGGUGAGCUGGUUUAUUGGAGAGUCUGUUACAUUGUUUGUCUGUACAUCCGGGAGGGCAACAUCAAGAUAGAUUCAUUUUGAGUGCCAUAUAUUUUAAAGACAAUUCAAGAAAAUGCUUGUUUAUGAUUUCACCAUGAACAAAAUUUUGUCAAAAUUUUAUUGCACUUUUUUUUCUCUUACUGUAUCAGCCUGAAAGGUCUAAUAGUAUGUGAAAUACAGAAGAACAUUACAGUUUUAAAGUUUUGUCCAGUAUUGUAAAUCAGCUUUCUCCUGCAGUAUUCUUUUUCAAUUUCAUCAUUCAAGCAUACAAGAAGAUAUUUUUUCUUCAAACCUUCAUUAUAUGAAGCUCAUUAAUUUGAAAACUUGUCUUUAAUUCAGCCCUUUACUGCAACAACCUUUCACUAUUUUUUUUUUCAACCUUUUGAAAGCAAUAGAACUAUUCAAACAGGGGAGAAAGU
Saccostrea echinata is the source of this 1487-nucleotide messenger RNA. RefSeq names its product persulfide dioxygenase ETHE1, mitochondrial-like. The transcript is spliced from 7 exons. NCBI's taxonomy places the organism in Eukaryota, Metazoa, Mollusca, Bivalvia, Ostreida, Ostreidae. The coding region runs from base 92 to 1027 and encodes 311 amino acids. Gene Ontology annotation, biological process: hydrogen sulfide metabolic process; glutathione metabolic process. Gene Ontology annotation, molecular function: sulfur dioxygenase activity. The record is from RefSeq and is a predicted model, not a curated record.